AGGAUCAUCCCUUGUAUAUGGUUCGUGACAGAGUGAUGGCACUUGCAGCUGGAUAAGUCUGCAUGAAGCAGAAUGCAGUUGAGUCAGUAGGUCAAGGUGACCUAUGCCUGUUGUUCAUCCCGGUUUUAGCCUCGAUCUGGGAAUUGCAACGGGCCGUCCCGAUCCUCUCGGUAGCAAAAGUCAACCCUUUAUUAAACCUGGAGCCUUCGCAGGGCUGUGCGGGACCCGUCGUCCAACGACACAUGAGAUUGCAGAGGCCGUAUGCGGGUCAGUGUACUGCAAGCUUCGGUUCUGCACUCGCAUAUGCAAUACGUCUGUGGAAGCUGGUUCGCUAGUGGAGAACGCCAUCGAGGAAAGGACCCCGAAAGCCCAUCAUCGACGAAGGAACUGGUGCCCCCGCCGUCAGAGGCACAGCAAGCACCGGCCUUUGAGGCCACCCUCGAUCUUCUCAAUCUCUGUUGUAUCAACGACAAGGAAUAACGGCCUAUGACGGGACGCCGACGUGGAAGGCAAACGUCCUAGCCCUUCCCUUGAUCCAUUCCAUGGUCCAAGGCGGGUGCUGGUUGGAGGAGCGAUAUUCCUGCGUCGGACGUGGACGAGAACAAGCUAAUGUGUUGUCCGAACUGAACACGAGCCAAGGAAUGGAGCGGAGAGCACGAGAAAUCAGGAUUCAAGGUUUAUUAGACUUGACCGCUCCUCAGACUUGGUGCAGCUGUUGAAAGCCGGGGAGAUGGAAUGAAAUACUGUGCGAUAUUUUAGGCUUCAUGAAUAGUACUAUGGAUAGUCUAUACGCGUCGUCGGUCUUUAGAUGUGAAAACUAGGGGAUCUUAGUGAAGGAGCGGGACGCGAGCCCUGUCUACCUAUUUUGUUGAUUAGCUCGAGGAGCUUUGUUGCUCGGGACGAGGGGGUGGCGGUACGCCGGGCAGAUCCCACGAAGAGUUCUCGAGGUGGACUGAGAAAGACGUCAGUACCUUCGGCCUCGGGCUUUUGUAACUGCCGACGGUCUUG
Chaetomium strumarium is the source of this 1008-nucleotide messenger RNA. RefSeq lists its product as uncharacterized. The record is from RefSeq and is a predicted model, not a curated record. NCBI's taxonomy places the organism in Eukaryota, Fungi, Ascomycota, Sordariomycetes, Sordariales, Chaetomiaceae. Bases 104 to 490 code for a protein of 128 amino acids. The transcript has a single exon.